Messenger RNA from Nicotiana attenuata, 1098 nucleotides. RefSeq names its product eukaryotic translation initiation factor 3 subunit K. Gene Ontology annotation, molecular function: ribosome binding; translation initiation factor activity. The transcript has 8 exons. Gene Ontology annotation, biological process: regulation of translational initiation. Gene Ontology annotation, cellular component: eukaryotic translation initiation factor 3 complex; cytoplasm. Lineage: Eukaryota; Viridiplantae; Streptophyta; Magnoliopsida; Solanales; Solanaceae. The record is from RefSeq and is a predicted model, not a curated record. Bases 151 to 846 code for a protein of 231 amino acids.
CUCCAGCAUCUCCUUCUCUCGCCGUCUCUAACCCUAAAACCUCAGUUCAGCUAAACUGCAACCCCUCUUUGGCUCCUCCUCUCAUUCCCAUAUUCGAUUUUUCUUACAAAGAUAACAUACAGAAAACGCAGAUAAUAUAGUCAAAGAAAAAUGGGGAAAGAGGAGACUACCCAAAAGUCACAGCUGGCUGUCACUGUAGAGCAGCUCAUUGCCGUUAACCCUUACAAUCCAGAUAUCCUCCCUGAUCUUGAAAACUAUGUUAACGAACAGGUUUCUACUCAAACAUACAAUCUGGAUGCAAACCUUUGCCUUCUUCGUCUUUAUCAGUUUGAACCAGAGAGAAUGAGUACACCAAUUGUUGCUCGUAUUUUGGUGAAGGCACUAAUGGCAAUGCCAGCUCCAGAUUUCAGCCUCUGUCUCUUUCUAAUCCCGGAACGAGUGCAAAUGGAAGAGCAAUUCAAGACGCUAAUUGUUCUCUCACACUACUUGGAGACUGCAAGGUUCCGUCAAUUUUGGGAUGAAGCUGCAAAGAGCCGCCACAUAGUGGAAGUUGUCCCUGGUUUUGAACAAGCAAUUCAAGCAUAUGCUGUUCAUGUCCUUUCAAUAACCUACCAGAAGGUUCCAAGGGCAAUUCUGGCAGAGGCAAUCAACAUUGAGGGUCUUUCAUUGGAUAAGUUCCUUGAGCACCAAGUGUCGAACAACGGUUGGGUUAUUGAGAAAGGUCAGGGUAAGGGCCAAUUUAUCACACUUCCUCGCACUGAAUUCAACCAUCCAGAGCUUAAGAAAAAUACUGCUGAUAGUGUUCCGCUGGAGCAUGUUACGCGUAUCUUCCCCAUUCUUGGCUGAAGCCCGCAAUGGUAUUUUGGUAUAGAACCUGGAGUUACUUUUGAUUUUUGAGAGCAAAUUUUCAUCUUGAGACACAAUGUGACUGUAGGUCCUUGCAUUUUGUGAAUUUUAAUCUACUCGAAGAUGGUCCUUUCUUUUUUACUGCCAGUUAGUUUUUUCUGGAAGAUGUUACAAAUAUACUUUGUGCUCUUGAAGUUUAUAAUGUAGUGACAAGGACAAUGUUAAAUUGUUAUCUAAGAACCCUUGAAUCAA